Molecule: messenger RNA, 2364 nt
Organism: Pelagomonas calceolata
Lineage: Eukaryota; Pelagophyceae; Pelagomonadales; Pelagomonadaceae
Source: the annotation of a GenBank genome assembly
AUGGCCGACAACAACAACGACGACCGCCGCCGGCGCCACCUGCGCCGCGCCCUCAAGCAGGCCGCGCAAGCGGCGCCGGGCGGCCGGCGUUCGAACGAGGGGCCGGCCGAGGGCCCCGGCAGCCGCACCCGGAGCCGCUCGGCGAGCGUCACGGACGACCAGAGCCGCUCGGCGAGCGUCGCGGACGAGCCCGCGCCGGCGGGCGAGCCCGCGUGCUUCCAGGUCCUCGAGAACGCGUCGGGCGUCGCCGCCGAGGUCGCCGCCGCCGCCGACGCGGCGAGCCUCGCGCAGCUCGGCGCCUCGUCCAUGCGCGCGCGGGCCGCGGCCCUCGGCGCCUCGGCCCAGCUCGCGCGGCGGCGCCACGGCGUCGCGCUGCCCGAGAUCGCGUGGACGACGGACGUCGCGCGCGACGGCCUCGCCCAGCGGCGCGUGGCCCUCGCGACGGGCGCGCCGGCGCCCGACGAGACGCCGCUGGAGCUCCUCCGGUUCCUCGAGGCGCGCGACGCGGCCGAGCAGCGCAAGGGCAAGAUCUUCGCCGCCUUCUCGGCGCGGCACGCGGUCUUCGUCGACGGGCGGGGCGCGGCCUUCGCCUGCGGGCGCGCCGAGGACGGCCGCUGCGGCCUCGCGACGCCGGCCCUGGAUCGGUGCGAGGCGGGCGGGUCCGGCGCGCUGCUCUCGCCGACGCCGCUGCGCAUCGACGCGCGCGCCGCCUUCGAGCGCGGGGCCUCGCCGCCCGCGUCGCCGCCGCCGCGCGCGGCCGCGGCGCCGCCGUCGCCGCCGCCCGAGCCCGCGUCGCCGCGGCGCAAGGCGCGCCGCGGCGCCGACGGCCGCCCGGCCGAGGCGACGCCGACCUGGGGCCCGACGCCGCCGGCGCGCGGCGCCGCGGGCCGCGCCGGCGCGCUCGCGCCGCCCAAGCUCCGCGGCAGCGCGACGUACCGCGUCGACGUCGAGGACGCGGCGCCGCGGCGCCUCACCGCCGGCGCGCGCCGCUCGCCGCCGCGGCGCAAGACGCGCGCGCGCCGCCCGGCCGAGGUCACGGUGGAGCACGAGGACCGCGUCGUGGCCGUCGCCGCGGGCGCGGGCCACUCGAUCGUGCUCAGCGCCGCGGGCGUGGCGUCCUGCUGCGGCCGCGGCGCGCCGCGGUCGCCGGCGCCGGCCCUCGCGCUCUCCUUCGACGACCUCGGCGGCUCGGACGACGACAGCGACGAGUCGGACGUGUCCUCCGUCUCGGACUCGGCCUCGUCCGGCGACGAGGCGCCGGCCCGCGCCUGGGUCGGCCGCACGCGGUCCGCGCGCGGCCGCGCGCCCAUGAAGCGCGCGCGCAGCGCCGGGCGCUCGCCCUCGUCGGCGCGGUCGUCGCUCGCGUGGGCCGCGCCCGUCGCGGCCGUGCCCCGGGCCCUGGGCCUCGGCCCGCGCACGCGCAUCGUCGUCGUCUCGGCCACGGCGAACCACGCCCUCUUCGUCACGGCGGGCGGCCGCGCGCUCUCGUCGGGCGUCGGCGCGUUCGGCCGCCUCGGCCACGGCGACGAGGCCGACGCGCCGGCGCCGCGCCCCGUGCGCGCGCUGCGGCACGUGCGCGUCGUCGCGGCCGCGGCCGGCGCGGCGCACUCGCUCUUCGCGGCGGCGGGCGGCGACGUCUACGCGUGCGGCCAGGGCGAGGACGGGCGCCUCGGCCUCGGCCGGCCGCGCGACGAGGACCUUGGCGACGACGCGUCGUCCGACGACGCGACGACGCGCCUCCGUAGGGCGCCGCCGCGCCGCGCGUCGUCGGGCCGGCGCGCGCCGCCGCCCUCGGUCCUGCCGCGCGGCCGGACGGCGGACCGCGGCGGCGACGUGCUGGCCCCGCGCCGCCUGGCCCGCGUCGGCGGCGCGCGGGGCGUGCGCGACGUCGUCGCCGGCGCGCACCACUCGCUCCUCGUGACGCACGCGGGCGGCGUGCUCUCGUGCGGCCACAACGCGGCCGGCCAGCUCGGCCACGGCUCGCAGCGGUCCUUCGCCCCGGAGCGCGUGCCCUUCCCGGGCGACGACCGCACGGUCAUCGUCGGCGCCGCCGCGGGCUACGCGCACAGCCUCUUCGUCGACGCGACCGGCCGCGCGUUCGCCUGCGGCUCGAACGCGCGCGGCGCGCUCGGCCUCGGCGACCACGUGGACUCGGCCUACCGCCCGGCGCGGACGCCGCCGCCCGGCUCGCGGGCCGCGCGCGCGCUCGGCGCCGUCGCGCGCGUCGCCGCGGGCGGCGCGUCGUCGGCCUUCCGUGCCGCCGCGGGCGACGGCGUCUUCGUCGUCGGCGCGAACACGGACGGCCAGCUCGGCCUGGGCCACUUCUCCGACGUCUACGUGCCGACGGCGCGCCCGCGGCUCUGA